UUGUUGUCAGCGGUCGCGUGGGUGGGUGGCGGUGCCGAGCGCGACACUACUUUCUUUUUAGGCUUGACUCACGAUACUACCUUGCUGACCACCAAUGGCGCCCUCGACGACAUCAUCUACCGACCGAUUCGCCAAGAUACCUCCCAAAACGGCGGACUUGGCGGAUACAUGGGCAUUCCUCAACCCAGGCGUCGACCAUAUCAUGUCUAAUCUCGAGGCUGGCCUCACUUUUGCCAACUAUACCAACCUUUACACGGCGACAUACAAUUACUGCACAUCGACGAAGAUGGUGGGUAUUGGUAACAGUAAAAGCGAUGGAACCUCAAACCGAACGGGCGCUAAUCUGGUCGGAUCCGACUUGUACCACAAGCUCACCGAAUACUUCACGAUACAUUUUGUAUCUAUGAAGCAGACAGCUAGUUCAUUGCAAGACGAGGAGCUCCUACGAUACUAUGCAUCAGAAUGGCAUCGUUACACCACCGGGGCGAACUAUCUCAACCGUCUCUUUACGUAUCUCAAUCGAUAUUGGGUCAAACGAGAACGCGAUGAGGGGAAGAAAGAGAUCUAUCCUGUAUACACGCUUUCUCUUGCUCAGUGGAAAUCGCAGUUCUUCCUUUUCAUACAAAGCGAUAAUCAGAAGCUGGCCAAUGGUGUCCUCCGUCUUAUCGAACGUCAACGGAACGGCGAAAUGAUUGACCAGGGGCUUGUGAAGAAGGUGGUACUCUCUUUCGUUUCCUUAGGUCUCGACAACACCGAUCUGAACAAAGAGUGCCUGGAAGUGUACAAGGAGCACUUUGAGGCACCGUUCAUCCAAGCCACCGAGCAGUAUUACAAAAAGGAGUCGGAAGCUUUUCUCGCCGAGAAUACAGUCUCCGAUUACCUGAAGAAGGCAGAAGAGCGUCUACGGGAGGAGGAGGACCGAGUAGAAAGAUAUUUGCACACCAAGACGCGCAAAGAUUUGAUUCAGAAAUGUGAAGAAGUGCUCAUCCGCCAACAUGCUCAGUUGAUGUGGGACAGUUUCCAAAAACUCUUGGACUUUGAUCAAGACGAAGACCUCCAGCGGAUGUACUCACUGCUGUCGCGUAUUUCGGAGGGACUAGACCCGCUAAGGCAGCGCUUCGAAGUACACGUCAAGCAAGCAGGUCUAUCAGCGAUCUCGAAACUGGUGGGAGAGGGCAGUGCCGUUGACGUUGAUCCAAAGAUAUACGUGGACGCACUGCUAGAGGUACACCAGAAGAACUCUGAAACCGUUACUCGAAGUUUCCGCGGGGAAGCUGGAUUUGCGGCCAGCCUCGAUAAGGCGUGCAGAGAGUUUGUCAAUCGUAAUGCAGCCACUGGAACGUCGUCGACGAAGUCACCCGAGUUGAUAGCCAAGCAUGCGGAUAUGCUUUUGCGGAAGAACAACAAGAUGGCUGAGGAAGGUGAUUUGGAGAGCGCGCUGAACCGUGUGAUGGUGCUCUUCAAGUAUCUGGAGGAUAAGGAUGUUUUCCAAACGUUUUACACCACCAAGCUUUCUAAGCGACUCAUUCACGGCGUAUCUGCUUCCGAUGAGAGCGAGGCCAGCAUGAUAUCGAAACUGAAGGAGGCUUGUGGUUUCGAAUACACCAACAAGCUCCAACGCAUGUUCACAGACAUGAGUCUGAGCAAGGAUCUCACGGAUUCGUUCAAAGAACGGAUGACUCAGAACCACGAUGAUAUGGAUAUCACCUUCACUGUCAUGGUUCUCGGCACCAACUUCUGGCCGCUCAACCCUCCGACCCACGGCUUCACCAUCCCGAUCGAGAUCAUGCCCACCUACGAACGUUUCACGAAGUAUUACCAGAGUAAACACUCUGGUCGUAAACUGACAUGGCUUUGGAACUACUCGAAGAACGAACUGCGAACUAACUACCUGAACCAGAAGUACAUCCUGAUGACUAGCGCCUACCAGAUGGCUGUGCUUGUGCAGUACAACAGGAACGACACGUUAUCCUUGGAUGAGCUGGUUGCGGCGACAGCGAUCAGUAAGGACAUCCUGUCGCAGGUGCUAGCGUUGUUGGUGAAGGCCAAAAUUCUCAUCAACGAGGAGAAGGACCAGUACGAUUUGAACCCUGGUUUCAAGUCAAAGAAGAUUCGGGUCAAUUUGAACCAGCCUAUCAAAGCCGAGGUGAAGGCUGAGUCUUCCGACGUCCUCAAGGCUGUCGAUGAAGACAGGAAAUAUGUUAUUCAAGCUACUAUCGUUCGAAUCAUGAAGGCCCGUAAGACCAUGAAAAAUCAAGCCCUAAUUCAGGAAGUCAUUUCCCAGAUCUCUCAACGUUUCGCUCCCAAGAUUCCUGACAUCAAAAAGGCCGUAGAAACCCUUUUGGAAAAAGAGUAUAUGGAACGAGUUGAUGGACAGAAAGACACGUUUGCUUAUGUCGCAUAAUUCUUUUGCUCCCUUUCUCACUUGUAUCGUCGCAUCAUCACCCACUCUUUGUACCAUAAUGCAUAUACGUUAGAAAGCCGGCCGAGU
This is a messenger RNA of Desarmillaria tabescens, 2491 nucleotides long. RefSeq names its product Cullin. Bases 95 to 2404 code for a protein of 769 amino acids. Gene Ontology annotation, cellular component: SCF ubiquitin ligase complex. NCBI's taxonomy places the organism in Eukaryota, Fungi, Basidiomycota, Agaricomycetes, Agaricales, Physalacriaceae. Gene Ontology annotation, molecular function: protein-macromolecule adaptor activity; ubiquitin protein ligase binding. The record is from RefSeq and is a predicted model, not a curated record. The transcript is spliced from 9 exons. Gene Ontology annotation, biological process: protein ubiquitination; SCF-dependent proteasomal ubiquitin-dependent protein catabolic process.